AUGAAAGGCUGAGUAGAAAAUACCCAACGCGUAGAGCAGUCCAUGGCAACUGUUACUUCGAUCAGCGGAGUGGGUAUAUCCAUGCCAGUAACAUGUACACCUCAUCAGUGGUACGGAAAAUAUCAUGCGAAGCACGACGUCGAUCGAUUUGAGUACAUGGACAGCACCAGACACACAUGGCCCACCGUCUGCAAACUUACUGAUACGACAGAUUUCCUUGCUCAUGAAGAAUUUUAAACGCAUGGCCCCUCAGCUACGUUACAAAUGGGAGCUCGAGCCGAAUAAUUCUCGGUCAGACUAUAUUCCAAGCUGUUCUUCCCUUCUUCGUUGAUUGCCAAUCUUCACUUUCAUAUCGCUACAAAAUUGUGUGUCAUAAUAUAAUCACGAUCUGGACAUGUGCUAUCCAUAUCACCAAAAUGUCAUACCAUAGUCUCCACUCCAUUGAACAUAAUAAGAGAUCUUUCGUCUC
This is a messenger RNA of Serpula lacrymans var. lacrymans S7.9, 469 nucleotides long. RefSeq lists its product as uncharacterized. The transcript is spliced from 2 exons. The coding region runs from base 125 to 331 and encodes 68 amino acids. The record is from RefSeq and is a predicted model, not a curated record. NCBI's taxonomy places the organism in Eukaryota, Fungi, Basidiomycota, Agaricomycetes, Boletales, Serpulaceae.